CAUAGAUGUAUUGAUCAGAAAAUCUUAAAUUUAAAAGACCGUUUAAUCUUGUAUUUUUUAGCCUUUCUUUCUUCUUUCUUUUUCUCUAAGCCAUGUCAACCACACAAACCAUCGUUGUGCUUAUUUCGGGCUCUGGAACAAAUCUACAAGCAUUGAUUGAUGCUACACAACAAGGACAAUUAAAAGCCAAGAUUGUCGGUGUUAUCUCUAACAGAAAAGCUGCUUUCGGUCUUGAGCGCGCCAAGAAAGCAGGCAUCCCCACAGAAACACUCUCGCUAAAACAAUUCAAGGAUCAAGGCAAGACUCGUGUGGACUUUGAUAUUCACCUUGCAAAGACAAUCCAAAACUAUAAGCCCGACUUGGUGAUUUUGGCUGGUUUUAUGCAUAUUUUGUCUCCCGAAUUUUUGUCGUUCUUUGACAAUAAUGUGAUGAAUUUGCAUCCUGCCUUGCCUGGUCAGUUUGAUGGUGCUCAUGCCAUUGAACGUGCUUACGAAGCCUAUAAAAAGGGAGAAAUUACACAUACAGGUAUUAUGGUUCAUAAAGUCAUUGCUGACGUGGAUCGUGGACAAGUCAUCCUUCAGAGAGAAGUGCCUAUUUAUGAUACAGACUCACUUGAGGAUCUUGAAGAACGUAUUCAUUCUUUUGAGCACAAAUUGAUUGUAGAAGGUGCUCAGUUGUUUUUGAAUGAAUUAAAGCAAUAAUAAAUGUACAUAA
Messenger RNA from Gilbertella persicaria, 714 nucleotides. Its product is annotated as phosphoribosylglycinamide formyltransferase. Gene Ontology annotation, biological process: 'de novo' IMP biosynthetic process. Gene Ontology annotation, molecular function: phosphoribosylglycinamide formyltransferase activity. Lineage: Eukaryota; Fungi; Mucoromycota; Mucoromycetes; Mucorales; Choanephoraceae. Bases 93 to 701 code for a protein of 202 amino acids. The transcript has a single exon. Gene Ontology annotation, cellular component: cytoplasm. The record is from RefSeq and is a predicted model, not a curated record.